Messenger RNA from Cebus imitator (Panamanian white-faced capuchin), 5104 nucleotides. It is a transcript of the gene IFT140, whose product is annotated as intraflagellar transport 140. Gene Ontology annotation, cellular component: intraciliary transport particle A; ciliary basal body; axoneme. Bases 171 to 4592 code for a protein of 1473 amino acids. Gene Ontology annotation, molecular function: protein binding. The transcript has 31 exons. Gene Ontology annotation, biological process: intraciliary retrograde transport. The record is from RefSeq and is a predicted model, not a curated record. NCBI's taxonomy places the organism in Eukaryota, Metazoa, Chordata, Mammalia, Primates, Cebidae.
CCCGAUCGCCUUCGGCUCUUUCCGGCCGCUUGGGGCGGUUCGGGCGUCGUCGGCGCCGCCUCGCUCCCCUUCGGCUGUUUCCGCGUUCCUGGCGCGCCGUUGUCCCGGCAACGCGCGGCGGCUCAGCGGCCAGGCGGAGCUUUCAGUGCUGACCAGGCCUGAGUUCCGUCAUGGCCCUCUAUUUUGACCACCGGAUAGAAGCCCCAGAGGCAGCAGGGUCACCCUCGCACAUCAGCUGGCACCCCGUCCAUCCGUUCCUGGCAGUCGCCUACAUCAGCACCACCUCGACAGGCAGCGUGGAUAUUUACCUGGAGCAGGGGGAGUGCGUGCCGGAUACACAUGUCGAGAGGCCGUUCCGGGUUGCUUCCCUGUGCUGGCACCCGACACGGCUGGUGCUAGCUGUGGGCUGGGAGACUGGAGAAGUGACGGUGUUUAACAAGCAGGACAAGGAGCAGCACCCGGUAUCCCCGACACACACGGCCGACAUCACCGUGCUCAGUUGGAGCCCCAGUGGGAACUGCCUGCUGUCUGGGGACAGGCUUGGUGUCUUGCUCUUGUGGAGGCUGGACCAAAGGGGCCGAGUGCAAGGGAUGCCCCUGCUGAAACACGAGUAUGGGAAACACCUCACGCACUGCAUCUUCCGGCUCCCCCCUCCUGGCGAGGACCUGGUUCAGUUGGCAAAGGCAGCUGUGAGCGGCGACGAGAAGGCUCUGGACAUGUUUAACUGGAAGAAAAGCAGCUCUGGAAGCUUGCUGAAGUUGGGGUCUCAGGAGGGGCUGUCGUUCUUUGUCAGUCUGAUGGAUGGGACGGUGCACUAUGUGGAUGAGAAGGGCAAGACCACUCAGGUGGUGUCCGCAGACAGCGCAAUCCAGACGCUGUUUUAUGUGGAGAAGAGGGAGGCGCUGGUGGUGGUCACAGAGAACCUCCGGCUGUCCCUGUACAUGGUGCCUCCUGAGCGCGAAGCAGAAGAAGUGAUGAAGGUCAAGCUGAGCGGGAAAACUGGCUGCCAGGCAGACAUCACUUUGAUUGAAGGCAGCCUUCUCGUGAUGGCUGUUGGGGAGGCUGCCCUCAGAUUCUGGGAUCUAGAACAUGGAGAGAAUUACAUACUGAGUCCAGACGAGAAGUUUGGCUUUGAGAAAGGAGAGAAUAUAAACUGUGUUUGUUACUGCAAAGUCAAAGGUCUUCUGGCUGCUGGCACUGACAGAGGACGAGUAGCCAUGUGGAGAAAAGUACCAGGCCUACCGGGCAGCCCUAGGGCAGAGGGCAAGGACAGGUGGGCCCUUCAGACCCCUACUGAGCUCCAGGGAAACAUCACGCAAAUCCAGUGGGGCUCCAGGAAGAACCUGCUGGCGGUGAACAACGUCAUCUCCGUGGCCAUCCUCAGCGAGCAGGCCAUGUCAUCACACUUCCACCAGCAGGUGGCCGCUGUGCAGGUCUCCCCGAGCCUGCUGAAUGUAUGCUUCCUGUCCACGGGGGCGGCACACAGCCUGCGCACGGACAUGCACAUCAGCGGGGUGUUUGCCACCAAGAAUGCUGUCGCAGUCUGGAAUGGAAGGGAGGUGGCGAUAUUCGAGCUUUCCGGAGCCACAAUACGGAGUGCAGGGACCUUCCUGUGUGAGACACCCGUGUUAGCAGUGCAUGAAGAAAGCGUUUAUACGGUGGAGCCAAACCGAGUUCAAGUUCGAACAUGGCAGGGGACUGUCAAACAACUCCUCCUUUUCUCUGAGACUGAGGGGAACCCAUGCUUCUUGGACAUCUGUGGGAAUUUCCUGGUUGUAGGGACAGACUUGGCUCACUUUAAAAGCUUUGAUCUUUCCCGAAGGGAGGCGAAAGCACACUGCAGCUGCAGGAGCCUGGCGGAGCUGGUCCCCGGGGUGGGGGGCAUCAGUUCUGUGCGGUGCAGCAGCAGCGGGAGCACUAUCAGCAUCCUCCCCAGCAAGGCCGACAACAGCCCCAGCUCCAAAAUCUGCUUCUACGAUGUUGAAAUGGACACAGUGACCAUCUUCGACUUCAAGACUGGACAAAUUGAUCACAGAGAGAUGCUGUCCUAUAAUGAGCAAGAGACUAAUAAGAGCUACCUUUUUGCGGAUGAGGGGCUGAAAAAUUAUGUCCCCGUGAAUCACUUCUGGGACCAGAGCGAACCCCGGCUGUUCGUCUGUGAAGCCGUGCAGGAGGUGCCGGGCUCCCAGCCACAGUCUGCAGACAGGCAGCCCCACGACGGGAAUGCCAGCCCCAUGGCAGAUGUUUUGAUUCUGUCCUUCUUCAUUUCUGAAGAGCACGGCUUUCUGCUUCAUGAGAGCUUCCCCCGGCCUUCUGCCUACCAUAAUCUUCUGGGGAUGGAAGUGCCCUAUUACUACUUCACGAGAAAGUUGUUGUUCCAGAGAGCAGGCGUGUAUGACGCAGUUCCUGAAGAAGUGGACAUAGAAGACAAGGUGGAGUCUGGGUACCACCACAUUCCUCAGAUGGUCGCCAGGAGACCCCUGCGAGACUUUGUGGGGCUGGAGGACUGUGACAAGGCCACACGGGACGCCAUGCUCCACUUCAGCUUCUUUGUCACCAUUGGAGACAUGGACGAAGCCUUCAAAUCCAUCAAACUCAUCAGAAGCGAGGCCGUCUGGGAGAACAUGGCGCGCAUGUGCGUGAAGACUCAGCGGCUGGACGUGGCCAAGGUGUGCCUGGGGAACAUGGGCCACGCCCGUGGGGCCAGAGCACUGCGCGAGGCGGAGCAGGAGCCGGAGCUGGAGGCCCGCGUGGCCAUGCUGGCCACACAGCUAGGCAUGCUGGAGGAUGCUGAGCAGCUGUAUAGGAAGUGCCAGCGCUAUGACCUCCUGAACAAGUUCUACCAGGCCUCGGGCCAGUGGCAGAAAGCCCUCGAGGUAGCCGAGCGCCACGACCGCGUGCACCUGCGCCAAACCUGCCACCGCUACGCCAGGCACCUGGAGGCCAGCGCCAACUGCAGCCAGGCCCUCAGCUACUACGAGAAGUCGGACACGCACCGCUUCGAGGUGCCCAGGAUGCUAUCGGAGGACCUGCCGUCCCUGGAGCUCUACGUGAAUAAGAUGAAGGAUAAGACCCUGUGGCGGUGGUGGGCACAGUACCUGGAGAGCCAGGGCGAGAUGGACACUGCGCUGCACUACUACCAGCUGGCCCAGGACCACUUCUCCCUGGUCCGCAUCCACUGCUUCCAGGGCAGCGUCCAGAAGGCUGCGCAGAUAGCCAACGAGACGGGAAACCUGGCGGCCUCCUACCACCUCGCCCGCCAGUACGAGAGCCAGGAGGAGGUGGGGCAGGCGGUACACUUCUACACCCAGGCGCAGGCCUUCAAGAACGCCAUUCGCCUGUGCAAGGAGAACGGCCUGGACGACCAGCUCAUGAACUUGGCCCUGCUCAGCUCCCCGGAGGACAUGAUCGAGGUGGCUCGAUACUAUGAGAAGGCCGCGCAGAUGGACAGGGCGGUCAUGCUGUACCACAAGGCUGGCCACUUCUCCAAGGCCUUGGAGCUGGCCUUUGCCACUCAGCAGUUUGUGGCCCUGCAGCUCAUAGCAGAGGACCUGGAUGAGACGUCAGACCCUGCACUCCUGGCCCGCUGCUCUGACUUCUUCAUUGAGCACAGUCAGUACGAGAGGGCGGUGGAGCUACUGCUGGCUGCCAGGAAGUAUCACAAAGCCCUGCAGCUGUGCCUGGAGCAGAACAUGACUAUCACCGAGGAGAUGGCCGAGAAGAUGACAGUGUCUAAGGACUCCACGGACCUGCCUGAGGAGUCUCGGCGGGAGCUGCUGGAGCAGAUAGCAAACUGCUGCAUGCGCCAGGGCAGCUACCACCUGGCCACCAAGAAGUACACGCAGGCUGGGAACAAGCUGAAGGCCAUGAGAGCACUGCUCAAGUCUGGAGACACAGAGAAAAUCACGUUCUUCGCGAGCGUGUCCAGGCAGAAGGAAAUCUACAUCAUGGCUGCCAACUACCUGCAGUCCCUGGACUGGCGCAAGGAGCCGGAGAUCAUGAAGAAUAUCAUCAGCUUCUACACCAAGGGGCGGGCUCUGGACCUCCUGGCCGGCUUUUACGAUGCUUGUGCCCAGGUGGAGAUUGAUGAAUACCAGAACUAUGAGAAAGCCCAUGGGGCUCUGACCGAGGCUUACAAGUGCCUGUCCAAGGCCAAGACCAAGAGCCCCCUGGACCAGGAGACCAGGCUGGCGCAGCUGCAGAGCAGGAUGGCACUGGUGAAGAGGUUCAUCCAGGCCCGCAGGACAUACACGGAGGACCCCAAGGAGUCCGUCAAGCAGUGCGAGCUGCUCCUAGAGGAGCCAGACCUGGACAGCACCGUUCGCACUGGGGACGUCUACGGCUUCCUGGUGGAGCACCAUGUGCGGACGGAGGAGUACCAGACGGCUUACAGGUUCCUGGAGGAGAUGCGGCGGCGGCUUCCCACGGCCAACAUGUCCUACUACGUGAGCCCGAGGGCUGUAGAGGCCGUGCACCAGGGGCUGGGUCUCCCACUGACUCGCACCAUGCCCGAGCGGGUCCGACACAACAGCAUGGAGGACCCCAGGGAGCCAGACGAGGAGGUGGUGGAAGAGGCAGCCGACGACCCCUGACGGGCCUGGGCCCCGGGGCCAGCAUGCUGCUGCAGGAAGGCAUCUUCCAGAAUUUUCCAGUGGUCAGCUGCAGCACAGCCAGCUUUUUUGCUGGGAAAAACCAUGUCUGUGAGGGAAUACACAGGAGAGCUGAGAGAGGAUGCCGUGGGCCAGGAGGGCCGACCCAUCUGCAUCUUGCUCCGCUCCACCUGCCUCUGGGUGCCCAGCAGCUCCGGUAGAUUUUUGGAUCCGUUCCUUUAAAGGAAGUCGGGUUCACUCUUCCAUCGUAGUCUCCCAACUAUACAUUGUAAAGCCUGAGAAACUUCUAGAACCUCAGGAAUGGAGGCUGCAGCUGGAGGGCUGAGGCACCUGUCCCCCUGUUCCCAGCAUAUCCUCCCCACACUCCUGCAGGGCCCACAGCUCCCAAGCAACAGCUGGGACACUCAGAUCCUCGUGGCCACAGCCCCUGCUAGGCUCUGCCCACCAGCCACCAACACUCAUUUAAUUCUAAUAAAGUAGUUUAUUUUCUGAGA